AUGCCGGUCUCGUACUACGACGAGAUCGAGCUGGAGGACAUGUCCUACGAUGAGGAGAAGGACCUCUUCCACUACCCUUGCCCCUGCGGCGACCGAUUCGAAAUCACUCGUCAGCAGCUCAAGGAGGCAGAAGAUGUGGCACGAUGUCCGAGCUGCUCGUUGAUCAUUCGAGUCGUGUUCGAUCCCAUCGAUUUCGAAGACGACGACGACGAAGCGCCAGUCAACACGAUCGACGUGGCCAGCCAGACGGUUGCUGCAGCUGCGUGA
Pseudozyma hubeiensis SY62 is the source of this 267-nucleotide messenger RNA. RefSeq names its product diphthamide biosynthesis protein. NCBI's taxonomy places the organism in Eukaryota, Fungi, Basidiomycota, Ustilaginomycetes, Ustilaginales, Ustilaginaceae. Gene Ontology annotation, biological process: protein histidyl modification to diphthamide. Bases 1 to 267 code for a protein of 88 amino acids. The transcript has a single exon. Gene Ontology annotation, molecular function: metal ion binding. The record is from RefSeq and is a predicted model, not a curated record.